CUGGCACAGGUGUUUCUUCUGCCUUGCGACUUCUAGCGACUUUUCAGCGAUCCAAUAGCGACUUUGGCUGAUUUUUUUGUGUAACACUGGAUGGAAAACCAGACUACGUUAUUUGAAUUAACUUUAUUGAAAGCUACAGAAGAAAUGUAAGGGAUUUUUUUUUUGAUUAUUGAGGGCUCGGAUCAAAGAAGCGUCGGAAAAAAAACUUAACUGUGUUUUAUAUUCUGGGUACAGUAUUUCAUUUCACAGACCUCCAGUCACCAUGUUGGAACUGUCCAUAUUGAAGAUUGAGGACCCUAGCUGCAUGUGGGGCAGAAUUAUGAAGGGUCCGGGAUUUCAGGCUGCAAGUCAGGAGGAAUAUGAACAUCUCAAGGUGGAGAUGAACCUCUUUUACCACGACUUGAAUUUAGACCUACAAACUAUCAGGCCAUCCUCACUGAAGAAAGGAGAGCUGUGCGCGCUCUUCUCUCCCCUGCUGACGUGCUGGUGCCGUGCCGUGGUGGCCUCAGUGUAUAAGGGCGACAAUGGCAGCAGGGUGACCUGCUCCCUUGUAGACUAUGUGGAGGACGUCAACACCACUGAUGAAGGUGUGUUUGUUCUGAUGGAGAAGUUCCUUACUCUUCCUUUCCGGGUGCGGAAGUUCCACCUGGCUGACAUCUAUCCCCUGAGCCUGCAGGUUUCCUUCACUGACGCCAAAGCACAGCUGGUGCCCUCACAUCACUGGGACAGCUCUGCCACAAGAUAUCUGUACAUCCUCUGGCAAGCCUCAUCUCAAGUUGAAGCGGUGGUGUGUGGCUCAAAGGAUGACGUACUGGAAAUCGAACUGUACCUAACCAUCAAUGGCACAAAGUACUGUGUGAAUCAUGACCUGCUGGCGAAAAGGUUGGCGUGCUCCAAGACUGAGCGUGAGCGCUUGCAGAGGGAGGGCGGGGGCCUCCCCCCAGUCUUCCUCAAAGGUGACCUGUUCGACAGCCCUGAGAAGUUCCUGGCAAUGAACGGCUUCGGGGUGAAGCCAACACAUCUCAACGGCCUUACCUACAGCCACUCAGAUGUUCAUCUCAUACCAGCGAUGCUGCCGGCUGCCCAUGUUGUGAAUGACGGCCUCUUCAGGCGUGCACAGGGAGCUGUUCGUAGGAGGACUCAGCCACCGGUCUCAUGCAUUGGCCUUCCUCCUCCACCAGAUGUCUCCACUGAGGACGAGAGCAGUGAAAGUGAGUGCAGUGAGGAGCGGGGACCAACGCUGGCAGAUGAGUGCAUGGCAGAACUGCAGAUGUUCAGGUUUCUGAGGUUUAUGAACCCUGAUGCUGUUGGGGAGUGCCUAGCCAAGGCAGACCAGGGCUAUGUGUCUGACGGAGGGGACGUCCCCAGCCAGUUCCUAGCUGAAGUUGCCCAGGGGCAGUGGAAGGAGGUGGCAGAGCAGGAGAUCCGUAUGACGGAGCAGGAGAGAGCACCUCCCCCUCCUCCACCUCCACCUCCCUGUCCUGAUGUGAUGCCUCCUCAGGAUGGGGCGCCUCCUCCUCCUUCUCUCCUUCCUCAUCUUGAGAUGCCUCCUCAGCACAUCACUGCUGCUCCUCUCGCUCCUGCUCAGAUGCCUUCUCAGAUGGCACCGCCUCCUCCUUCUCUCCUCACUGUUAUUGAGACGACUGCUGCUCCUCUCCGUCUGGCUGAGAUACCUUCUCAGAUGACACCUUCUCAGAUGACAUAUCCUCCUUCUCUGCUUACUACUGAGAUGCCUUCUCAGAAGAUCACUGCUGCUCCUGUCCGUCUGGCUGAGAUACCUUCUCAGAUGGCACUUCCUCCUCCUCUGCUUACUACUGAGAUGCCUUCUCCAGAGCGAGUGUCUCCUUCCCCUCCUCUCCCACAGCUUGAGACGCCUCCUCAGGAGCGAGCGUCUCCUUCCCCUCUUCCACAGCUUGAGAUGCCUCCUCUUGAAAUACCGUUCCAUGAGCUGAACAGUCCAUUACCUUUGCCACCGGCGGCGGCACACACUGAUGUUGCUCCGUUAUCUGCGGAUGACUCUGGUGGCCCCCGUGUUCGCGACUGGAGCAUGGGUGAGCUGAAGCACAAGAAGCCCAGAACGGAGGAUGAGCGCAUGGCUUCUCGCUUGAUGGAGUAUCUCAACCCUGGCCCACUGAAUGUAAAGGAGGAGGCGGACGACGACGUGCUGGUCGUUCCUGUGGUCCCUAAAAGAGAUGGCGUCCUGCUUCAUUCUUCUGCUGCUGUUGAUGCCUGGCACAGCCUGGCUCAGUCUUCUCUCUCCAAGUACUUCAAAAGGUACCUGAAGGGGAGAAAGGAGCCUGUGAUUGACGUAGGGCUGCGGUACUGCUGGCCCCCGGUGCUGCGAGGCAGCAACACGCUGAUCGUGGCGCACGCCGCCCAGGACCCGCUCGUCUACCUGCCGCCGCUCAUCACCCUCAUGCAGAACACCUCCGACCUCAGCUCCCGCGCCAGACACUCCACGCUGUCGGGAGUGAUCCUGUGCCCAGGCUGGGAGAAGGCGAACUCGGUGCUGGAUCUCCUGGAGACCAGCCACACGGCCAACGACCUGAAGCCCACCAUGGUGCUGCUGGGGCAGAAGGAGGAGGAGAUCAGGGCCUUCAAGCUCCAGAACAACUGUCGGCUGCUGGUGACGACGCCCUUCACGCUGCUGCGCCUUCUAGAAGCCCACUGCUCUCUCUUCCUCCACCUCAGUCACCUGGUCCUGGAUGAGGUGGACAAGCUGUAUACCCGCGCACCUCAACAGAUGGAGGAGGUGCUGAGGCAUUUCCGUGACGUGGUGAGCAGUCCUCCCGGCUCCCAGACCCCCAAGCAGCUGGUUGCCGUGGGCAGCAGCUGGAGCGCGGGCAUGGAGGGGCUGCUGACCGGCUACAUGUGGGACCCCUCCGUCAUCAUCACCGUGCCCCAGGAGGCUGCCCUGUACGGGGGCGUGCACCAGAUGAUCCACCUGUGUCUGGACUGUGAGAAGGUGCCGGUGAUGUUGAGAGCUCUGGACUUCUCCCCCAGCGUCCCUCACAAGACCCUGAUCAUCACCAGCAGCAUACAGGAGCUGGACCAGGUCUACGAGGCGGUGGCCAACUCGUCAGCUCUGGCCCUGAAGGUCCACGAGGGUCUAACUCAGCACUUCGACCUGGUCAUGGAGCACUGGAAGAAGGCCAUUGGGGCCGGCACUCACGUCAUACUGGUGACGACUGAGAAGUGUCUGAAGGCGCUGGGUAUCGACGACGCCACCUCCGUGGUCCACUACGGCUUUCCCAUGACCCCCAAACUCUUCGGCAGCCGCCUCUUCUGCAUGUCCGCCAACUUCCGCGUCGUCUCCGAGUACCGUCUGGAGAAUGAGCGCGGCGGCGCGCGCGUGGCCAACUCCAUCCUGCUGCUGACGGACAAGAACUCUCGGCAGGUGUCGGGCGUGCUGCGUUACCUGCGGCGUACGGGCGCACUGCUGCCCCCGGAGCUGCUGAGCUUCGCCCAGGGAGUGCAGCAGUUCAAGGAGGAGCAGAAGGCUCAGAGGCCCCUCUGCCCUUACCUCAAGAGCCUCGGCUUCUGCAAGGAUACCAGAGAGUGUCCUGACAGGCAUAUUCUGGACAGAUCUCAGGAUGAGCCCAAGCUGGCCCUGCAGACUGGACUGGUUGAGGUGCUGCCGCUCUACAUCCACAGCGCCUCCGUGUUCUACGGGCGGCUGGUCUCCAAGGACGACACGGGCUUCGAUGAGCUGGCUGCCAAGAUGGCCGCCCACUUCGGAGCGGAGCACCGCUGGGCUACAGAGGUCACCGUGGGGGAGCUGUACGCCAUGCAGGACGAGGAGGAGUACCACAGGGUGCGCGUGGUGUCUGUGCCGGAGAAGGGCGACUGCCUGUUCAGCUGUGCCACGGUGCACUUCAUAGACGAGGGCAGUACGCGCACCGUCAAGUCCCACCAGCUGUUGCAGCUGCCCCCCGACUUCCACAGCCUGCCCCCCCAGGCCGUAGAGAUCGUCCUCUGCGGAGCCAAACCCAUCGAUAAUGAGGUCGACUGGGACCCAAAGGCGACCAGGGCCAUCAGCCAGACCAUCCGAGGGAAGCGGCACCAGGCCAAGGUGCUCAUGUGUCUGGGCAGCACCCUGUGGGUCAGCUCCAUGGUGUCCCGGAUCCGAGCUCCUCUACUGAAGACGUUCAUCAAUGAGUAUGACGUGUGUAACGAGGUGCUGAGCACCGGACUGGGCGUGCCCAACAGCGAGGCCGAGCACCUCACGAGGCUGCAGACCGCCCUGGAGGGACCCCUGGGGGUCAUCGACCACAGCACCGUCCUACGGUCAGAAAACGUGACUGUAGACGAAGAGCUGCCGAAGAAUUCGCCUGUGCCUCCCAGCACCCAUGAAGUCCUGGCCCAAGGAGUCAGUGGAGAGAUGCUCCCUUCUCCUGGUCUGCAGACGCCAGUUGAACUUCCCAUGAAUAACACACCACCGUCUCACAUCAGCACCCAUGAUGGCUACCAAGCAGUUAUGGCCCAAGGAGUGAAUGGAGAGAUCCUCCCUUCUCCUGGUCUGCAGACGCCAGUUGAACUUCCCACGAAUAACGCACCACCGUCUCACAACACCCAUGUUGGCUACCAAGCAGUGAAUGGAGAGAUGCUCCCUUCUCCUCCUGGACUGCUGCAGACGCCAGUUGAACUUCCCAUGAAUAACACACCACCGUCUCACAGCAGCCAUGAUGGCUACCAAGCAGUGAAUGGAGAGAUCCUUCAUUCUCCAGCCCUGCACAUACCAGCUGAAGCCCCCAGCCCCCAUGUUGGCUACCAAGCAGUGAAUGGAGACAUCCUUAAUCAUUCUCCAGGUCUGCACAUACCAGCUGAAGCCCACAGCAGUACUGAGCUACCCCCAGCUGAUGGUGAUGCCCUCAGCCUCAGGGCCAUGCAGGCUGCUUGCCUUGCUGGAGGCCUUGCAGCAGCACCAUCUAGUGGACAGAUUGAUAUGGCGCCCUUGAGGCAAGAGGAAAUCGAUGGAUAUUUACCCCAAAGCUGUCUGUCUUCGGUCGGUGCCCCAUGCGUGAUCGAUGGACCAGUCGCAAUUCCCACUGCAAUGGAACCCACUGCAAUAGUUGAACCAGUCGCAAUUCCCACUGCGAUAGCUGAACCAGUCGCCAGUCCCACUACAAUGGCUGAACCAGUCGCUAGUGCCACUGCCAUAGCUGAACCCGUCACAAGCCCCAAUGUCACGGCAAUGACUGCCCUUGGAUUCAGCAGUUCAAGUCGGCAGCCUCAGGUGAGGUGGUUCCAGAGGCAGGACGUCGUCAUCCUGCGAGUCAAACUCACAAGCCCUGUGAUGCAAACCUGCCACUUCUUCAGCGAUGGUGUGGUGUACAGUGGCUAUGUGAACGGGGUGCACUACUACUCUGCACUGGAGCUGACCAACGCCGUCCGUGCUGAGCGGUGCACCUGGACCAUGAAGUGCAACGAACCAGAAAUGACCCUGGUCAAGAGCCAACCAGGAGAGUGGAGAACACUCCUGAAGACCAAGAACGGCCUUGUCAGUUAUGACUAUGAUCACAUGGAGGAUGAAGACAUUAACUUGGUGAACGAACACCAUUUUGUGGGCAAUGUCGCAGAGGAUGGCCUAUGUUACGAGUACGCGAGCAGUGAUGGCAGCGAGAGCGACUGAACCCCUCUGUAUAUGUUUGUCCAUCAUAUAAAUCAGGGGUGGGGAACCUUUUUCAUUCGAGGGGCCACUUCAAAUUCAUCCGAGGGACAUGAAGGUCCUCCGAGGGCCGUACUAUGAACACAAACCAGGAUUUUCCCCUGC
Molecule: messenger RNA, 5773 nt
Organism: Engraulis encrasicolus (European anchovy)
Lineage: Eukaryota; Metazoa; Chordata; Actinopteri; Clupeiformes; Engraulidae
Gene: tdrd12
Product: tudor domain containing 12
Exons: 36
Coding region: 263-5632 (1789 amino acids)
Biological process (GO): germ-line stem cell division
Molecular function (GO): metal ion binding
Source: RefSeq, a predicted model, not a curated record